AUUUCGGGAAGAUGGCGGCGCUGCGGAUGACGGGGGGCCGGGCUGCUGCUGCUGCUCUGCUGAGACCCGGGCCCAUGGGGCUGGCGGGCCCCACCGCGGGGUAUCACAAGAAGGUUUAUAAAUUUCAGGUUGAUGAAGCCUUGAAGAUCAGAAAUACUGAUAUUGCUAAAGAGCUCUGCCUUCCUCCAGUUAAACUACACUGUUCUAUGCUAGCUGAAGAUGCAAUCAGGGCUGCUCUGGCAGAUUACAAGUUGAAACAGGAUCCUAAGAAAGAAGGGCCAGAGAAGAAAGCAGACAAAGCCUAAACCUGUGUGAGACUGUAACGCUUGCUUUCUCAUUCCACUGAAAUGUACAGUGCAAUUACUUUAGAUGUUCGAGAUGAGAACCAGUGCAGUACUAAAUGAAGCUGUAAGACGCACAAUGUUUCACUGUUCCACGUGUAUUAAACCACCGUUGUGGUGCUCAAAUUAC
Molecule: messenger RNA, 471 nt
Organism: Terrapene triunguis (Three-toed box turtle)
Lineage: Eukaryota; Metazoa; Chordata; Testudines; Emydidae
Gene: ISCU
Product: iron-sulfur cluster assembly enzyme
Exons: 3
Coding region: 12-305 (97 amino acids)
Biological process (GO): intracellular iron ion homeostasis; iron-sulfur cluster assembly
Cellular component (GO): mitochondrial matrix; cytoplasm
Molecular function (GO): ferrous iron binding; 2 iron, 2 sulfur cluster binding
Source: RefSeq, a predicted model, not a curated record